AUGGGUACUGCCAGCGGUGCCGUGGCCCUGCUGCUGGUGGUGCUAGGAGCCAGCGUCUCCAGCUCCAGUGGGCAGCUGCAGGUGGGGUUCUACUCCAAGUCGUGCCCCAGCGCCGAGUCCACCGUCGCGUCCGUCGUCCGGGGAACCGCCGCCGCCGACUCCACCAUCCUCCCCGCCCUCCUCCGGCUCCAGUUCCACGACUGCUUCGUCAGGGGGUGCGACGCGUCGGUGCUGAUCAAGGGCGGGAACAACAACGCGGAGGUGGACAACAACAAGCACCAGGGGCUCCGCGGGAUGGACGUCAUCGAAAACGCCAAGGCGCAGCUCGAGUCCGAGUGCCCCGGCGUCGUCUCGUGCGCCGACAUCGUCGUCCUCGCCGCGCGCGACGCCGUCGCAUUCACCGGCGGGCCGUCGUUCGACGUGCCGACGGGGCGCCGCGACGGGAAGGUGUCCAACGUGCGGGACGGCGACGUGCUGCCGGACGUGCGCGACUCCGCCCAGGUGCUCCGCUCCAAGUUCCGCGCCAGCGGCCUCGACGACAAGGACCUCGUCCUCCUCAGCUCGGCGCACACGGUGGGCACAACGGCGUGCUUCUUCAUCCAGGACCGGCUCUACAAGUUCCCGCUCCCGGGCGGCGGGCUCGGGUCAGAUCCGUCGAUCCCGGACGGCUUCCUGUCGGAGCUCAAGUCCCGGUGCGCGCAACAUCCGCAACGGCUUCGCGGUGAUCGCCUCCGACGCCGCGCUCUACAACGACACCAGCACCGUCGACGUGGUGGACUCCUACUCGGGCCUCCUCAGCACCAUCUUCGGGCCCUACUUCCGGCAGGACUUCGCGGACUCCAUGGUGAAGAUGGGCAGCAUCGGCGUGCUCACCGGCGCCAGCGGGGAGGUCAGGAAGGUCUGCUCCAAGUUCAACUGAGAGAGACCCAUCCAUGGAUCCAGAUUCCAUUCAUUGCGCUGCCGGCCGGAGUACUGGUACUGGUUGGCUAG
Molecule: messenger RNA, 990 nt
Organism: Triticum turgidum subsp. durum (durum wheat)
Lineage: Eukaryota; Viridiplantae; Streptophyta; Magnoliopsida; Poales; Poaceae
Source: the annotation of a GenBank genome assembly